Messenger RNA from Meleagris gallopavo (turkey), 516 nucleotides. The record is from RefSeq and is a predicted model, not a curated record. NCBI's taxonomy places the organism in Eukaryota, Metazoa, Chordata, Aves, Galliformes, Phasianidae.
ACGGCCAUGCUCUCUCUUGCAUUUUGACAGCUCUCUGAAAAAUAUGGGCCGGUCUUCUCAGUGCAACUGGGUUCAACUCCAGUAGUGGUGCUGUCUGGAUAUGAGGUGGUGAAAGAAGCCUUGAUUGAUCGUGCGGAUGAGUUUGCUACCCGAGGACACAUGGCUAUCGGGGACCGGGCUAAUAAAGGAUUAGGCAUUAUUUUCAGCAACAACGAGGAAUGGUUACAAGUUCGGCGGUUUGCUCUCACCACUCUGCGCAACUUUGGGAUGGGGAAGAGGAGCAUUGAAGAGAGGAUCCAGGAGGAAGCUGAGCACUUGCUUGAAGAGAUCACAAAAACAAAGAGUACGAUCCGCUUUUCAUAUAGCCUACAUUUGCAAAAAAAGGAACGUGCCAAGGGAGCCCAUGUUCUUAGCAGAAGCUGUAGAGUCUCCAUUCUUGGAGAUACUCAAAAGAUGUCGGCAUGUGCUCCUGCAGCAGCGGCUCUAGGCGGCCCUGCUUGAACAGUGGGCAAGGUG